GGCCGGGAGGAGCUCCGCCGCUGAGCCACACGCAACACCUCGGCCGCAGUUGAUGCAACACCUUGAUCGGGUCAGCACUAGGCGUCAAUACCGGUAUUCUGCAACGCCUUGCAAGAUCAGUUCCCCGUGACUAGCGGAGACAAUGGGGGAAGAAAGUAAGGAUGAACAAAUUAGCAACACAACUACAAAGGUGUACACCUUAGCGGAGAUUGCGGAGCAUAAAACAACAGAUUCGUGUUGGAUUGUGAUUCACGACAAAGUCUAUGAUGUAACCAAAUUUUUAGAUGAGCAUCCUGGAGGAGAGGAAGUGCUACUGGAGCAAGCAGGGAUGGACACCACAGAAAGCUUUGAGGAUGUUGGUCACUCUACUGAUGCUCGGGAGAUGAUGACGGACUAUUACCUUGGUGAACUAAGUGAGGAAGACAAGAAGCACACUCAAGAUAAGGGUCCCAAAACCUGGGCAUAUGAUAAUAACUCCAAUCAGAGUGCAUGGAAGUCAUGGUUGGUACCUGUAGGCCUAGCAUGUCUUGCAUCAAUUAUCUACCGAAUGUAUGCCCUGCCACAGUCUAGCUAAUGUCAAUGUUCAUGCCCCUUGAUCCAUCUGAAGUACAUUAGUCAUUGUCUCCUUGUUAUCCACAGUGGAUGUAUAUGUAUAUAAAAUCACAUAAAUUUCCAUAUAAAAUAUACAUGCAAGUAUAUUACCAAAACUUGGAAUCAAUUUUUUUCUAUUUGGCAUACAAAGAGACCUAUCUUCCAAUAAUAUAAGGAAUUUUAUGUCUUGUCUUCAUUAUAUUUUAAUAUAUUCUAAUGAACUUUUUUUUUAACCAUACAAGAGACAUUUUUGUAGUAACUAGUAUAACUUACAUUAUCAAUAGAACUCGUACAUACAUGUACUUUGGCAAGGGGAAUUGUGAGCCUUUAUUCUUAGGUAAUACUCAGUCUCAUUGUAAAUUCAGAUGCCAUAAUUCAUGAACCAUUCCUUCUGGCAACUAACAAUCAGGCCGUGACUAAAUCUUAUUUUUACAGUGAAUUGUGAAAAUUGUGAUAAUAAGCCUUACAUAUCUGUUUGUGUUAAAGUGAUUGUUCUGUCACGUGUAUCAAGAUCAAUGUAAAAGUGUUCAUACUAAUACUAUCUUCAUUCCAUCAAAACUGGGAACAAUGAGAUCAGAAUAUGAUUUUUUCUUCUUUCCUUUAAAUGUAUUCCGAUUGCAGAAGCAUGUGUUUCGAUAUAUAUGGUGGCAUUUUGAUGGACAUACAAUGAAGUGCAUGUAAUUUUGCACAUGAGUAUUACAGACAUGUCCUUCAGAUGUGACAGGACAGAGUUCUGAUAGUUAUAUUUAUAUGUGAUGCGUCUAUGGUAUUUUGGAAAUGUUUUGUAACAGUAUAGUCACAAAUAAUCCAGUCCAUCCUGA
Molecule: messenger RNA, 1412 nt
Organism: Penaeus monodon (black tiger shrimp)
Lineage: Eukaryota; Metazoa; Arthropoda; Malacostraca; Decapoda; Penaeidae
Gene: Cyt-b5
Product: cytochrome b5-like
Cellular component (GO): membrane; intracellular membrane-bounded organelle
Molecular function (GO): heme binding
Source: RefSeq, a predicted model, not a curated record